Molecule: messenger RNA, 744 nt
Organism: Phialemonium atrogriseum
Lineage: Eukaryota; Fungi; Ascomycota; Sordariomycetes; Cephalothecales; Cephalothecaceae
Exons: 2
Coding region: 1-744 (247 amino acids)
Source: RefSeq, a predicted model, not a curated record
AUGGCCAGCGCAACGACGUCCAUUCCUCGGUUCCUGCUGCCGCAGACGGCGCAGAUCUGGCGACGGUACCGCGUUCCAAACGUCGGCGCAACGGGUCAUAUUCUGGUACGAUACGCGUCGACUGGCAAAGGCUCCAAACCCAUUGUCUUGGAGAAGCCCGAGAGGUUCAACCCGCCAUCCCACGGCUCCAAGCUCCCAAAAAAGACGAUCCCUCGACACUACGGCGGCGAUCUGAGCGCUGCGGAGGCGACGGUUCAGAAGAAGAAGGACUACCCCGGCCUCAUGGCCCCGGAAGGCACCUGGUCGCAUUGGUUUUGGCACAGCCGCAGUUUGCAUCUGAUGGUUACUCUGACCACCCUCGCGGGACUGGCGUUCUUCACCUUCAUGCAGAACUUCAAGUAUAACUCGCCCUUCGCGGACAUGAUACCCCCGCUUUCCGAUUUCUUCUACCACCCCAUAACCUCUGGACGAACGAUCGUCGAGGUGAUCCGCCUGAGCGAGGCGCACAAUGCCGCGAUCGUGAACGAGAAGCGGAGGCGGCGCGUGGAUGACGUUGUGAAGAGGAGCCAGUACAGGAAAGCCCACGGCCUGGACGAACAGACUGGGUUCGGUGGAUGGACGGCGAAGACAGACGCCGAGGCUAUGGGUCCGGCUCUUCCCAGCAGCGGUGAUGGGACGAUUCAGGCGGCGCAUGGUGAUCAUGAUGCUCAUGAGCCGCGGAAGAAGUGGCUGGGUAUCUUUUAG